AUGGACCGCAGGGGCGUUCUGACUGCAUCCCUUGCUGCGCUGAGCAUGCCGCAGGCAGCCUUUGCCGAGGACAAGGUUCCUCCUGGUUCCAUCCCAACGGACCUUGUGGCGAGUGCUGUUGGCCAGAAGGUGACGACUCCGAAUGGUGUGGUUUAUGAGCCACUGGAGCUGGGUACAUCUGAGACAGGCCCAAGAAACGGGCCUCCACGUGCUGGUGCGAAUUUGUUGCUGAAGUAUACAGCUCACAUCAACGGCUUUGAUGGCCCUGUGAUAGAUUCAUCUGCGCUCAGAGGCUCGCGCAAGCCCAACAAGGUGGACUUCAUAGAAUGCCGACUAAACGUCGAUCCGUCGCUCCCUAACUGCGUCUUCGAAGCUGUAAAGCUCAUGAAGGUUGGAGCAAAAGGCCGUGCUGUGUGCCCUCCCAGCUUGAGCUAUGGUGAGGGAAAGGCCGCCUUUGAUGCAGACGAGGGCGCCGACAUCAAAAAGGUGGAAGCCGGCUCAACGCUGUAUUACGAGCUGGAAGUGUCCACGGCUCAGUUAAUCAACAGUCUCCAGAUCCUGGACCUUGCAGGAGUUGGUGGUUCUGGCCCCGCCGCCAAUGGAUCGCCUCCGAUGGCAACAGAUGAUUAUCGCAUGUUCGCUGGCAAUUCUUUGCUUGGCUUGUCAGCCGCUGGUGUUCCUGGUUGCGGGCAGAUGCGGAAAGGUUUCCGGUUGUUUGGCUUGCUGUGGAAGACUGACAUGCAAGAGCAGGCCUUCCAGCUUCCUCCAGAGAAAGUGGUGGAGGCUGUCCAUGCAUCCAUGAAAGCGCGAAAAGGAGUUGUGGAGCUCGCUGGCGCAUUAGGAGCAGAAGCCGAGCUUGAGGUCUCCAAAACAGGUGAGCUCGUCUACCGCUUUCCCUCAGAUGUGAAGGGGGCACUAUCAAAAGUCUCCUCUGCAGCGGCAGCUCGGGAGGCAUGGAACCAGGCCAAGCCGGCAGUUUUCACAGCGCUCCGCGCUGCUUUCGGCGUGGCCCUCUUUGCUUCCAUCGCCGUCAUCUACACUGCGAUCAUUGCCAUCAGCACUUCUUCCAGCUCAGAUAGGGACAGGCGAAGGGGGGGCGACUCCUUCGAAGGAGGAGGUGGAUUCGGAUUUGGCCCCACGCUGUACUAUGGUCCUUCGCCAUUCGACGUGAUCUUCUACAGACCGUACUACUCGUAUGGCAUGUUUGACGCAGAUAUGUACGAGAGGGGUCCGACAGAGAAGCCAAAGAUGGGCUUCCUCGAAUCGGUCUACAGCUUCGUCUUUGGCGACGGAGAUCCGAAUGCUGGCCGGCUGGACCGGCAGCUGGCAGCUGUGGCCGCUCUGGCGAGACGGAACGGUGGUGUACUGACAGCGGAGCAGAUGGCACCUUUGCUAGACCCUCCAACGUACAAGUCGCCUGAGAGCACAUACAAUGUGAACGAGAGCUGGGUGCUGCCAGCCGUCUCAAGACUGAAUGGUAGGCCUGAAGUGGCAGCUGAUGGGCAAAUUGUUUAUGUUUUCGAUGACUUGCAGACAACAGCCGGCCAGUCUUCUUCGCGCAAGCCGCCAUCCAUUUUAGAGGAGGAGGAAGUUCCUUUCUCACUGGCGGAUGAGGGCAACCUCACCCUCGUUGGUUUGCUAGGUGUGGCAAACCUUCUCGGGGCCGCCUAUCUUGGUGCUCAAUUCGCGGGUCUUGCAGGCUACAAGCUGGUAGGCUUCCUGGGUGCAGUGAAGGGCGCGUAUCCGGGCUUGCUUGCUUAUGCAGUGGGCUUCUUUGCUGCACCGGCAGUGCGCUUCUUUGGUCUGGGCAAGACUAAUGGUGAGAUUCAGCAAAGGAAUAACAACCGCAAAGAAUGGCUGAAUGUGCUACGGAAGCGGAAGGCCAAUCGGCUAAAGGUGAAUUUGAUGACUUCGAUCGCCGACUGCGUGGUUGAGGCGUCACAUUGCAGCGCAGGUGUACAGGCACCAGAGUAUGCAGAGGUGAUGCUGAAGGUCCACAGCCGCCGUACUACAGAUGUUUGUACGCUAUGUACAUUUGUUCUGCCACCCGCUCAAAGGUGUGGGAUCACCUACUGUGGUCUUGUGAAUGGAGACCCUAGAAGGCUAUACCACAGUUUCGAUUAUGGUGGCCAUCUGUGUGGCGUAGACCCGGGCUACGAGGACAAGGGGCUCCUUUAUUGGCCACGACCGGAAGAGCCGGAGUAUGCUGUUUGCAUCGCGAAGUGCCCAGACUCAGAGCUGGACACCGUGACAGCUCUCCAGGAGGAAGCUGCAGUCAGACAUGGAGCAAGUGGAGUGGAGACUGCAACUAUUACUUCCAAGGAAGUCCAGAUCUCUACUUAUCCGUCCAGGGAGAUUGGUGGCCGCGUUUGCUUGCCACUUUCACUGGCUGACGGCCUGGAUGGCGGAAGAAGACCGCCAAGCACAGCGGCGGGGACGUCUUCUUUGGAAUGGCCCAGGCCUCCUGCAAAUGCCGUGCACCCUGCUAGCAUGGAGAAAUGA
Messenger RNA from Symbiodinium pilosum, 2502 nucleotides. The record is from the annotation of a GenBank genome assembly. Lineage: Eukaryota; Dinophyceae; Suessiales; Symbiodiniaceae.